AUGCAGAAUGGAAUGCAUUUAAUCAAUCUGUAAGCAGAGAUGUAUUUUUUUUAGGCAAUUCAUUUUGAUAUCUAUGAAAUUUUGGCCAAAUUUUCGUUUCCCAGCGCGUUAUUCUAUACAUGCAUGUUCGUGAGUUAGGUGAUGUUGAGCAUCACUAUCCGCUGUUAUUGCGAAUACUAAUUGUGAAUAAGGUGGCAAGAUUUCUUGACACUGAUCAAGUACUUUUAUUCGUCUUGCGAAACUUUGAAUACCGUUAUAACGAGAUUACUAUUAUUAUUGCAUACGCACAUGUCUUUUCAUUCACGAAACUUUUAUUUAAAACGUAUCUUUUUCCGAUAGUUCGGAAUGAAUUAGCUUCCAUGAUAGGUUUUUUCCUUAAGUAUUAUUUCAUAGUUAAGUAUAAUUCUUAAGUAUUAUUUUACUUGUUUCAUUGUUGGAAGAACAAUGGGCAUUUUUACGUAAAUACGAUUUCAGCUACGCAUAGACAAAAGUGUGUGGUACUCUUAUUAUUGUUAGUGAUCAAACUAUAUAGAACCUUAUAAAAUUAUAAAACACGGAGAAGUUCAAUUAUUAAUGUCUUUAGUUAUUAUAAUGGAUUGCAAGAAUAAAUUUGCUAAGAGAAAAACCAGAUUAUUUGUAUUUAUAGAGAAUUUAUUUAAAGAUAUGUAUUUUUUUACAAAGAUAACAAUUAUAAGAUAAUCUUACUCAAAUACAAAAAGAUGUUGGAUAUCAUGUUUCGUAUGAGCAAUCACGCGAUGAAGAAGUAUACUUCACAAGCAACAAGAUACACAUGCACGAUGCGCAAGUGUUAGCUGAGGAAAUUACGGAGGUGUGGUAUAACAUUCUUUGUGCAUUCCUUAACAGCCUCAUUAUUGGACGACAGUAUUAUGAAGAUUAACAUUAUGGCUUUUUCAACUAUUAUCGUUAAGAUCAUGGCGCCUUAUCAAGGCUAA
Molecule: messenger RNA, 953 nt
Organism: Heterotrigona itama
Lineage: Eukaryota; Metazoa; Arthropoda; Insecta; Hymenoptera; Apidae
Source: the annotation of a GenBank genome assembly